CCGCGUUAAUCAGCCACAACCUCCCAACACUGGCUUCUCACGCUUCCUCCACCCCUCCUCCGCAGCUCUCGGGGAAGGCUGCCUCUUUGAUGAGCGUAACCAUCCAUGAGUCUCGGAUGAUGCCCUCGUAUGCUUCAGACAACAAUGACCUCGCCUCCUUCGCAUUCGGACAAUCAGCAUCCACUACCUCCGCGCGCUCCCCUUCAGACAGAUCGCCAGCAACAAGGGACAACAGGGAGGGCCCACUUCCCAAUGGCAACACCACCAAGAUGAACGUCAAGUUGCCCAAUGGGACCUCGAUGCAAUCUGUGCCCAACGGCCGCCCUACCAAGCCGUCUAGCAUGGAGAAGCGUUUGUCACAUGAAGAGGGCCCCUCAGCGCGCGGUAGAGGAGACUACGGCGACUCCGAGAGCCUCAGCAAGUCACCAAAUAGCCGCGGGAACUCGAACGAGACGCCUAGGAGAGACGACGGCUACUUCGCCUCGGUAUACAGCAGCGAGACCAAAGACCUGUUCGGUGGCACAACCAGGGUGCAGCUAGGGCAACUCAACUCGUCUGAUGGCACCAAAGAAGCCCGCAAAGACUUCAUCCCCCAUCCAACCUCGCCCCCGCCCUCGCUACCACAGCCUGAGACAGGCGAGACGGCUGCAAACCUACAAGUACCCACCCAACCGUACCGCGUCUCCUCUCCAGCUGCCUUCAACCACACUAGUCCUGCCCCAUCACAGCAUCCCCAUCGUUUGCAGCAGCGUCACACGCUGGAGGUGCCCAAGCUCGCUACUUCCCGCACUCGCGAACAGCAGAAUAACACCGACGACGUCGUCAGCGCAAGUGGCAGAUUCUCGCCCAGCACGCCGCAACGCCGGAGAGGCUCCAUGUCUCUGGUGCGGAGAACCACGCGGUCUGUAAACUCGGAUAUGCACCUGGAUGAGGUACCGCAAGACGACGAUGCGGCGCGAUGGGCAGAGCACAUCCGACAGAAGCGGGCCAGUAAGAGGAAGAGGAAAGAGGACGACGACGACGAUGACCGCGUAGUAGUGGGAACCAAGGUGGACCAGAACCAUGUCAAUUGGGUAACAGCCUACAACAUGCUAACAGGGAUUCGAUUCACCGUGUCGAGAACGAACGCCAAGAUGGACCGAGAGCUCACCGACGCCGACUUCGAUGCGAAGCACAAGUUUUCGUUUGACAUAACUGGCAACGAGCUUACGCCUUCUGCCAAGUAUGAUUUCAAGUUCAAAGACUAUGCGCCAUGGGUCUUCCGCCAUUUACGCUCCACCUUCAAGCUAGACCCAGCCGACUACCUCGUAUCACUAACGAGCAAGUACAUUCUUUCCGAGCUCGGCUCACCCGGCAAGAGUGGCAGCUUCUUCUAUUUCUCCCGAGACUACAAAUACAUCAUCAAAACGAUCCAUCACGCUGAACACAAGUUCCUUCGGAAGAUAUUAAAGGACUAUUACAACCACGUACAAGAGAACCCCAACACGCUUCUUUCCCAGUUCUACGGCCUACAUCGCGUAAAGAUACCCUAUGGACGCAAAAUCCAUUUCGUUGUCAUGAACAACCUAUUUCCCCCACAUCGAGACAUUCACACUACAUUUGAUUUGAAGGGAUCGACUAUUGGACGAGACUUCAAGGAAGAGGAGUUGGCCGCGAACCCACGCGCAACCCUCAAAGACCUCAAUUGGUUGCGAAGAAAUCUGCACCUCGAGUUUGGGCCGACCAAAAAGAACAUGUUCAUUGAGCAGAUGGAAAAGGACGUGAAACUUCUACAAAAACUCCACAUCAUGGAUUACUCGCUUCUCAUUGGUAUCCACGAUUUGGAGAAGGGCAACGAAGAAAACUUACGCGACAAGACAUUGAAAGUUUUCUCACCAGGAGGUGAGGAAGCACCGGAUCCACAGCCUAACCAGCUCAUGCGGACGCCUUCGAAGCUAGAGAGCGCACGAAAGGCCAGGGAGUUGAGACAAAUGGUCAAGACACAGAAGCCGGUGCCCAUGGAGCAGACGUUAAGCAAGAUGCCGGAUGAGCUACAAGAUGCUAAGAGGAACCUUUACUUCUACUCCGAGGAUGGUGGCUUCCGAGCUACACACGAGGACGAUGCCCCUGGGGAGGAAAUCUACUACCUGGGCAUCAUCGAUUGUCUCACACACUACUCCAUCGUUAAACGCAUGGAGCAUUUCUUCAAAGGGCUCGCAAACACCGAGUCGCAAAUCUCUGCCAUCCCUCCCGAGCGCUACGGUGACCGCUUCGUAAAGUUCAUCAGCGGCGUAACCAAGACUCGUGAAGCAGCGGACCGUGAAAAGCGCGAAGAAGCCGCAAACCCCAUCCGUGAUUCGACUCACAACAUCAACACGGUGUCGCGGUCGUCCACCGACAAAGUCAUGGAGAAGGCGGAGCAUCAAGCUGAGCGCUCGAGACAGCGUGGACGCAGCGAGGAAGAUGUACCAAACCGUGAGAUGAGGGCCGUAAGGAGUCCGUCUGCUGAGCGAGGGGAAAUAGGAACUACUCUCCCCGUCGUCGAAGAGGCCGGUGAAUCGUCAAGCGUAGGUGGGCGAAGUAACCGCAGUGCAUCCGACGAUACGGCCAACGGCAAUGAAACCCUGAACUUUCCACUACCACCACCAUUGAAAGAAACUCACCUCGGUCCUCCACAACUCAACUCGAGCUCAAGAUGGAGGUCGAGGUCCGGGGAAAGAGACCAAUCGCAUGGCCGUCCGCCACCUACGCCUCCAAAGGACUCAGGGACAGCAAGUAGUGAGGGACGACCGCCCACACCCCCGAAAGACGACACCUAUAUGAACAACAAUAGAGACUCUGGACCGCCGACGCCACCAAAGGAGAGGAGGGGGAGAAGUCCGGCGCGGAAUAAGGAGUUGCCGCGUACCCCACUGGAGACUACGCUGCACGUCAACUGAACUAUACCCGUCUGCCAGGAGAUUGGAGGUGCACGACAUUGAGCACUCUGUGUAGUCCGCCUAUCUUCUCAUUGUCAUACACGGAGCUCUUUUUACAUUUUUGCACAUGCAUUUGGGCCUUUGCUUGUUUCCAUAUGUUUUCUUCCCUGCGUUUGCGAAUGCAUGAUACCAUGAGCAAGAAAGAUAUCCACCGCUUUAUGCGGGGUUUGAUGCUGCUCACUCCAAUUUUCUCCUUUGUUUCCAUCUGUUGUCCAAUUUUUCUUUUCUUUUUUUGGGGGUUUUGCUCAAAUCAUCGUUAUCAUGUAGCCUUCUCCCUCUCUCCCUCUCAGCACUAGCUGUGUAUUGCCUGAACGUCCUGCAAUAACAACCUUCCUCCCUUUUCUCUUCGUUCUAGCUUACAUCGUGGGUGGAAACUUAGAUUAGCCUCGAAUUUUCUUCUUUCGUCUCUGU
Molecule: messenger RNA, 3368 nt
Organism: Cucurbitaria berberidis CBS 394.84
Lineage: Eukaryota; Fungi; Ascomycota; Dothideomycetes; Pleosporales; Cucurbitariaceae
Product: SAICAR synthase-like protein
Exons: 2
Coding region: 90-2918 (942 amino acids)
Biological process (GO): phosphatidylinositol metabolic process
Molecular function (GO): phosphatidylinositol kinase activity
Source: RefSeq, a predicted model, not a curated record